GACGUUUUUUGACAGCUUUCAGGUCCGUGUUGUUUUGGCCCUGGACUUUUGGUUUAUCAUCUUGAAGAAGCCAACGGAUUCCCUGGCAGCUAAAAGAAGCGAGAGAAAACGACUUAUCCCUUGCUUUUAUCCUUUGGCGUAAUGUUCACUGCUAUCAUAGAUUCUAUCGUUCGGCACAUCCGUUCCCGUAAGCGCAAGGCGGAUGUUAUCGAUGGAGAACUCGGAACGUUGAAGGGAUCUGCAGAGACUUCCGGUAAACAUGAAAUAGUUCAGUCCAAAGCAGAGCCCCCUGCAACGAUCGGUCGAAAAGCGGGUAGAAUGAUUGCAAAACUUGCACCAAGAUGGGAUAGUGUUCGACGAGACGGACUGAUUACUGAAGCGGAUGGAAUUGAAACACUACUGGAUGAGAGCCACCUUUGCAGGUCAACCGACACUGUAAUGGUACCAAAGAAAGUGAACCGCUUCCCAACCACACACCAUCGGGCACUACUCCCGUCCCAUCCCCUCCACCCCUACCUCCAAGCCCACCAUACACUCCUGAUCGCUCAUCUCGGGACCACAUCAAAGCCUUGGAAGACCUCUUUGAGCCACUGUGCGAAGAAUCUUUCGGUGUAAUCGGUCAGAAGCCACCAAAGAAGAUCAGAAGGGUCAAAUCUGGAGAGUUGAUUGUCACUGACUCUGUUAAGGAGAAAUACAGGAGAGUAAGGAAGAAUAGAAGGGGCUGAUAGUUGUCCUUGUGUGCAUAGCUCUUUUGUAUGUACCGUUGUACCGUACAUGUAGAAGUAUUUGUGGGGAUUCGCAGGACUUGAGUUAUAUUAGGGAGUUUUGGCAGAAUAGACUGUCUAGUGGUAAUGCUCAAGAAGGACCCGAGAAAGCUAUACGCAGGAAUAGCCAAUAAUGGUGAAAAAGCCAUGCUAGAGAUAGGCUUCAGGGACACUUGCGGUCUAGUUGCUUCUGUAUGCUCCAAAUGCCUGUGUGUCCUUGGUUGGUGUACUUAGAUAUUCACAUUCUUACAAUGUCAUGAACCUAUUGGGACAGUGAAUUCCG
Molecule: messenger RNA, 1047 nt
Organism: Spizellomyces punctatus DAOM BR117
Lineage: Eukaryota; Fungi; Chytridiomycota; Chytridiomycetes; Spizellomycetales; Spizellomycetaceae
Exons: 2
Coding region: 142-615 (157 amino acids)
Source: RefSeq, a predicted model, not a curated record